Harmonia axyridis is the source of this 1187-nucleotide messenger RNA. RefSeq names its product cuticle protein 19.8-like. Gene Ontology annotation, cellular component: extracellular matrix. The transcript has 3 exons. NCBI's taxonomy places the organism in Eukaryota, Metazoa, Arthropoda, Insecta, Coleoptera, Coccinellidae. The coding region runs from base 481 to 897 and encodes 138 amino acids. The record is from RefSeq and is a predicted model, not a curated record.
UGUAGCCGAUUCACAGUAAAUAUUAUGUAACUUUUUUCCUAAACGAAAUUCAAGACGAGUUUUUUGAUAUUUUUUAUCUACUGAAUAAUCGCGAAACACUUGAGAUGAAUCGACAUACAUACUACACUAUGAACAAACUAAAUGACAAAUGAUGACAACUACAGUACCAUAUAAAGUGCUGUAAAUUCCCUACAAAUUAAGAUAUCGCCCUAAAUAAAAAAAAGUAAUGUUCAAAAAACAUGAGGCAGCAUCUGAGUCUUCUUAAACAUUCUCGUCUGUCAACGAUUCACUCCACAGGGUUUUUGGAAUAAAAGCUUGCUUUUCAUUAUUUUUGUACACCCCUGAAUUCAACGAAAAACGAAGUAACCGACGACGGCAUUUAAAGUUAUAUUCCUUUGGAAUCAAGCUAAAAGUAAAAAAUAAUUGCUAAAACCGGUCGAAGGGUUCGAGAGAAAAUGAACUACACAGUUUGUUGAGAUUAUGUCCCUAAUUUUGCCGGUCAUUAUUCUAUUAGCUUUCGCUACUUUUGUAAAUGCAGGCUACUUAGAACAGGGCUCAGAAAGCGAAGGCAGCAUUGACCACUAUGGAGGAGGAGCAGAAGCAUAUGGUGAUGAGCAUAGUGGUUAUGGUGGGGAAGACAAUAAACAAGAUUAUUAUGAACAUCCCAAAUAUCAAUACAACUAUGCCGUAAACGAUCAUUUGACUGGAGAUAUCAAACAACAAUACGAGGAAAGAGAUGGAGAUACAGUCAAAGGAUCUUAUAGUUUCAAAGAAGCUGAUGGUUCUACCCGAAUCGUCAAUUACAAAGCUGAUAGUAUCAAUGGCUUCCAAGCUACUGUUGCAAGAAUUGGAGGUGAAAGCAAAAGUGAAUACAACGAAUAUCCUAAACAUUACUAAUGCAUCUCCAACUAAAAAUCUUCCCAUAAGUUGAAAUUGUUCAUUAAUUUCAUAGAAUGGCGACAAUCCAUACAAUCAAGACAAUCCAAGAUAUAGGUGAAAUAACAAAAAUUUUUAAUGGAUUCAUAAGAAGAAACAUCUGCAUCUUCUGCAAAAUCUGUGUAUGAAUGAUAAGCUCGAUUGAAAUGGACUCAAUUUUAUUUUAUUUAUAUUUUUGCACACUGUGAUUAAUGAUUUGCUUCCUUUUAUUUUAAAGUAGCAAUGAAUAUUUUGUACCCAAAGACUUACUA